GGCCGGAGCGGCGCGAUGCGCGGACAGCACCGGGAACAGCACCGGGAGCAGCGCCGGGAGCAGCACCGGGAGCGGGGCCCGGCGCUGCCCGCCGCCGUCGGGGCGCUGUGCCGGGCCCUGCCGCCCCGCGCCCGGCCCGCCCCCGACACCCUGCGCCGCGCCAGGUUCGACCGGCCGCAGGCGAGCCUGGACUUCUGGAAGCUGCUGUACGUGCUUCUGAAGCAGAUCCAUGGGGGCAGGUGGACAGAGUCUGAUGCCAUAGGUGCCCAGGUGAGCUUUGUGAAGUGGGCGCUGUGGUACCACGGCUACGGCCGGCCCCAGCUGCAGCGGCUGCCGGCCGACGGCUCCGCGGGCAGCCGGGAGCUGCUGCUGGCGUUCUCCUGGCUGCUGCACAGCCCCGGCCUCCUGGAGCAGCUGCUGGCUCGGAACAGGGUGCAGCCUGGCGAUCAGACCUCCGUGUGCACGUGUGAAGAUGAACUGCCCAGCAGCCAGGAAGGCACAAGUGAAGCAGGACCUGAAGAGAGAGUGGAUGUUCGAUACCUGCAGUGGUUAAAUGGGAGGCUGAGGUUGCAGUGGUGCAGUUUGCACGCUCAGCACCAAGAGCAAUGCAAACUUUGGUACAAGAUCCAUUUAUUCACAAGUGGCUCCCACAUGGACCAGAACCUCGGACAUUUUUCUGUCACAGAAACAGAUCUCAUUAGUCAACCAGAGAACUACAAGCAGCUGUUACAGCUCCUGGACUCUGAGACCAAGCAGCUGGAAGCCUUUCUGGAAUGGAAGCAACUGGAACCAGUUUAUUGGCAGUGGAUGGAAACUGUUUUGGAUAAUAUGGCUGAAGAGGGAAAUAUGUGUGAGUCCCAGGAUGUACAUGUGGAGAAAAGAAGGCUGCCAGAGGCCACCCCCUGGGCUGCCAAGCUGACUGGGCAAAUGGACAGAUUAUCCAGAGACCUGUUGUCUCUCCAGGAGCACCUGCACCAGCUCGUAGCUCAGCGAAAGGCUGCGUGGUGGGAGAAGGCAGCAAGUGGAGAGAAGGCUACCAGAGAAUCUACAAUACCUGUGGAUGGAGAAAAAGUGAAAGAAACAGUUGGGAUGACAGAGAAGUAAUAAAAUUGCUGUAUCACCACUUUGUGUCUGUCUUAAAUCAGGAGAGGGCUUUUUUAGCCCAGAGUAUUUGAUUUUUUUUUUUCUUUUCAGGAUAGAGGGGAGUAUGUGGUUAUAGAUUGGGGUGUUGGUAGACAGGGUUGCAGGUCAGCUGACAAAAUGGAAAAUGGCAGGUUGUCAGAUCGAAAAGUAUCUGCCCAAGAAUUCCAAAGGUGUCUGGCAUGGAAAAAGUGUGUGGAGAGCUAAUUGCUCUCUUCCACCUUAAGCAUAAGGAGCUAAUUAGGAUCAGUUGGAUAGGGAAGGCACAAGGAGCUGCUGCUUCACACAGAGUACAAAACUUCUUCCCACAGGGCACUGUGGGUAUAAGCAGUGUACAUGGAUUUGAAAUCUGCCAUACACAUUCUUGGGAGUUGAAAUCCAUCAAAGAGUAUAAAAUAUGCAGACACAAAUUGCAACCUUAUGAGUUAGUGGGAGAACAAAUCAUUGCAGGCUGGGGGAAUAUUCUGAGGAAGCAUAUCCAUGUAUUAACAUUUGUCUUAGAGUCUUCUCUGGGCACUUACUGUCACUCACUGUCAGUGACAGGGUACUGGACUAGACAGAUCUCUAGAAUCAUCAGAUUUAGUUGUUCCUGGGCAAAAUGGACAUAACUGUUGAGGGACCACUCAGACCUCGAAUUCUAAAAAUAAAACUUCCAGUGCAUGAUUUCUAAAGCAAGAUAUGCUCUGACUUCUCUUAUAUGUAACAAUAUAUAAGCUGUUAAAUAUUAUGUUAGGUGUUAUAUAAUAUCACACUGAUUUUUUUUUUUUAAUACUUAAAUUUGGCAUUUAAGUCCAGAAAGAUUUAACUGAUGAUUUCUUCUUUCAAAUAGAUGCACUGAUUGGAUUUGAAUAAUGGUUGGUCACGUUCCAAUGUUUCUGAGAUUCUCUGGACGUCAUACGAUUUUGUGACUGUGAUAAAUGGAGUGCAUCUUAAGUGUGUUGUUAAAAGGCUGGUUUACCACAAAUGCCUUCUCUUCUACAUAUGCCCUGAAACAGAAUUGUUUUGUAAUGCUACAUAACAGCAUUGUUUUGAAUGCUUGGGGUCAGAUGACUCGCCAUUAAUCCUCUUUAUAUCAAGCCUUGCUUUGCAUAGUGCUGCUGGUUGUGUGAUGCUUUCUUCCUGUGGUCUGUCCUUUUUCCCACAGCCAGGAUGCUUGCUGAAUGCAGGCUUGUCUAUCAAGUGUAUGUUUCUGACCCCUUCUUUUCCCUGGAGAAAUAAGCUUAUCAAAUCUUUCCUUCUAUAUUAUUUUUUAAUCAAACAAAGAGAAGACACAGCGGUAGCUGAAGCCGUUAUCGCUAACUUGGUAUCUUGCAGUACUGAGACAUCUGGAAAUUGUCUUGGCUCUUACAGGCAUGCCCAGCUGAGGGCCAGCACAGUUUAUUACAGCUCUUAUGUCCACUACCUUGUACUUGACAAAGAACCUGAUAAUCCGCAGAGUGUUUGUGUCUGUUGUUGCCAGUAGGCCUGAUGUCUGUGCCAGGCAACAGGGUAGAAGCUGUUCUGAACAGCAGAAUUGAGUGCUGAAACGUGAUGCACUGGGGGAGACAGCACAGUUCCUGCAGGGAGAAAUCAUGGCUGGAAUCUGCUGGAGCUCUCUGCAGGGACUGCUGAGCGUGUGGGCAGGGGUGGCUGCAUUGAUGCUGCUUAAUCGCAUUUGCAAAUGGAUUUGAUGAAGGCCCUGAAAAGAUUCUCAGCACAAAUAAACUGCCGAGGUGGCUGUGUUCCCUCUCCCCCUGAGCAAACAGCAGCAGGACGCCGGCAGGAGGUGGCUGGGAUGGGUUGGUGGAGGUGGUCACUGGUACAGCCAAAAAACAAGCUAGGCAAGACUAACAGAGCAGCAUGGUGAGGUGCCUACAUGGAGAGAGGAGACUGAAUCCCUAGAACCAACAGCAAAGGAUUAUUGAGCGUCCUUGUGCCGAGUAGUGAAGUGGUAAAAUAUCAGAAAAACUUCAUGGAGAUAAAUAUAUCUGAAGGGAGCAUCAUAAUUUUACAUGUAUUUCUUUGGAUUGUCACGGCAUGUGAGUGACCUCUGUGGAAAGGUCAGCAGUCAGAAACAGUAAACUGGAUCCUAAAACUGUUAGGGAAGC
Molecule: messenger RNA, 3227 nt
Organism: Taeniopygia guttata (zebra finch)
Lineage: Eukaryota; Metazoa; Chordata; Aves; Passeriformes; Estrildidae
Source: RefSeq, a predicted model, not a curated record